AUGUCUGUUGAAGCUUUAUUAUCCGAAGUAACACCAUUUUUUCCACUUAAAGAUGGUAGCAAACAUCCCAAAGAGGAACUUUCAAUCUUCGGAAAGAUAAAAGAAGCUGUCAUUGAUGCUAGAAAUACAAUUUCUGAGGUUCUUCACCUUACACAUUCAGAUGAAACAAUUGAAAGUCUUACCAAAAGUAAUGAAAAAUUAGUUAAGGAAGUUGCUGCUUUACGAGAAGCUGUUUUUUCUUUAACUACACAAUCAGGAGUUUCAACUAGUAAAAAAUUCAAUCCUUCAGGACCAUUUUUGAUUAUGGGAGACGGAAAUAUGUCUUUUAGUGUAGCUUUUUCUAAAAUAUACUCAAAUACUCUUAUUACUACUUCCGUCCUAGAAUCAAAAAAAGAUUUUUUAAAAAGAUACCCUUCAGGUAGUCAAAAUUAUGCAUACUUAAGUCAUCUUAAUCCACGGGUAAAUGUAGUUUUUUCCUUAGAUGCAACUAAACUUCCCACUUACAUGUAUGGGAAAUAUCAAAAUAUCAUAAUGAAUUUCCCACAUCAUGGUGGUAAGAGUAAUUUAAAAAAAAGCAAAACUUUAUUAGGAAAUAUUUUCAAAAGUAUUAGUAAUGUAUUACAAAAAGAUCAUGGAUAUUUUCACUUAACAUUAGCUAAAAAACAAUCAGGAUUAAAUUAUGAUGACAUUUUAAAUAAUAAAGUAUGGUCUGAAAAAGAACCUCAACAUGAAAAAGAUAGUUGGCAGGCUAUAUAUAUAGCUGCUGAAAAUGGAUUUAGACUAGCUUUAGCUUCACCAUUUAAUGUAGAUGACUAUUGUUAUAAUUCAUCUGGAUACAAAAAUAGGGAUCAAAUGUUUCAUAAUGAUGAUCAAUCUGUUACUUUAACAUUUGAAAUUUGCGAUCAAACUACAGAAUUAGAAAUUUUUAAUAAAAUUGAGAGUACUAAUAAUAAUAAUUACAAUUUAUUUCAUAACUUUCGUCCAUAUUUUAUUCAUGAUAUAUCAAUUUUAUACUCAACAAAUGAUAUACUUUUUUGGGAAUCUAAAUUAUUAUCAAUAAUUAAAUAUAUAUUAUCAGGUCCCUUAAUUAAGAUAAUUGAGCUUAAACAUCUUAGAGGUAGUUGCCCUUAUACAAACCGUCCAAAUCGCGUAUAUCGCAUCUAUUGGCAAGGUGUUAAAAUGCCAUUAACAAAAGUGAUAUGUAACAAAUUUCAAAACAAAUUACGGGAUAAGCUUUGUAAUGUUGCCGCUUCCGUUGAAAAAAAAGAAGAAGCCGCUAAAGAUGAUGAAGAUUUUGAUCUUUUUGAUUCUGAUGAGGAGGAAGAAGAUGAAGCUAAAAAAAAGAUUACUGAAGAAAGAUUGAAAGCUUAUCAUGCCAAAAAAGCUACAAAACCAGGACCAAUAGCAAAAUCUUCAAUUAUUCUUGACAUCAAACCAUGGGAUGAUACAACUGAUCUUGUCAAAAUGGAAGAAUCCGUCAAGAGUAUUGAAAAAGAUGGACUUGUAUGGGGUGGAUGUAAACAAAUUCCACUUGCAUAUGGAAUCAAGAAACUUCAAAUCAUCUGUGUCAUUGAAGAUUUGAAGGUAUCUGUUGAUGAUCUUAUUGAACAAAUUACAACAGAUUUUGAGGAAUACGUUCAAUCAGUUGAUAUUGCUGCCUUUAACAAAAUUUAA
Molecule: messenger RNA, 1674 nt
Organism: Strongyloides ratti
Lineage: Eukaryota; Metazoa; Nematoda; Chromadorea; Rhabditida; Strongyloididae
Product: Elongation factor 1-beta
Exons: 4
Coding region: 1-1674 (557 amino acids)
Biological process (GO): translational elongation; rRNA base methylation
Cellular component (GO): eukaryotic translation elongation factor 1 complex; cytosol
Molecular function (GO): rRNA (uridine-N3-)-methyltransferase activity; translation elongation factor activity; guanyl-nucleotide exchange factor activity
Source: RefSeq, a predicted model, not a curated record